AUGGCGCCAACCCUGUCCCUCCCCGCAACUCUCCCAAAGGAGGCUCCCUCGGCACCUUCAGAUGAGCUUCAGUAUGCGGAUGUGGCUGUGACUGCAACCGCGAACGAGUUUGAAGGUAUCUAUCGGGGCAAGAAAUACCAUCCGACGGAUAUAUAUGGCAUGCUUGACCGUGCCAAAAGUGCCAACGUACACAGAGUUCUACUGACAGGCAUGUCUCUCCACGACGUUGAAUUCAACUUGGCAAUAGCGCAGGCCCGAUCGGACCAGUGUGGCAUGACUGUUGGGGUUCAUCCAUACCACGCCGCUCAGCCGGAGACAGAAGAUGACUAUCUGGAACGACUCGCCAAUGCCGUUGAUGGCCUGAUACAACAGAAGCCAAGACUCAUAAGAGCAUUCGGUGAGUUGGGCCUUGACUAUGACCGGCUAGAUCAUGCAGGCAAAGAGGUGCAGAUUCGCACGUUCCGAGCCCAAUUGGAUCUGUUUGUGACGAGGAAGUGGGAUCUGCCACUGUUCUUGCACUGCCGAGCCGCAUUUGACGACUUUGUAGCCAUUAUCAGCCCAUACAUACCGAGUUUGCCUCGUAUGGGUCUAGUCCAUUCUUUUGUUGGAACGGUAGCUCAAAUGCGCAAGCUGAUUGAGCUGGGCUUCGACAUCAGCGUCAACGGCUUCAGCUUCAAAAACUGGAGCAGUCUGGAGAUGGUGAACAAGGUCCCACUGGAGAAGCUUCAACUGGAGACAGAUGCUCCAUGGGGUGAAGUGAGAGAUGGCGACGAACUCUGGCGGCGCUACGGUGCUAAUUUCAAUGGAGUGGAAGCGAAGAGGAAGAAGAAGGAUAAAUGGGAGGAAGGGCAUAUGGUCAGAGACAGGAACGAGAGUUGCUGCGCUGCAAGAGUGGCCUUUGUGACCGCUGGCUGUCAGGGACGCAGCGUGGCAGAGAUUGCGGGAGCAGCGUGGAGAAACAGCACGAAGAUGUUCUGGUCUGACACCUGA
Cyphellophora europaea CBS 101466 is the source of this 990-nucleotide messenger RNA. RefSeq lists its product as uncharacterized. Gene Ontology annotation, cellular component: cytosol. Lineage: Eukaryota; Fungi; Ascomycota; Eurotiomycetes; Chaetothyriales; Cyphellophoraceae. The record is from RefSeq and is a predicted model, not a curated record. Bases 1 to 990 code for a protein of 329 amino acids. Gene Ontology annotation, molecular function: 3'-5'-DNA exonuclease activity. The transcript has a single exon.